Papaver somniferum (opium poppy) is the source of this 1605-nucleotide messenger RNA. Its product is annotated as autophagy-related protein 3-like. The record is from RefSeq and is a predicted model, not a curated record. The transcript has 10 exons. Gene Ontology annotation, molecular function: Atg8-family ligase activity. Gene Ontology annotation, cellular component: cytosol; cytoplasmic ubiquitin ligase complex. Gene Ontology annotation, biological process: autophagy of mitochondrion; autophagosome assembly; nucleophagy. The coding region runs from base 160 to 1110 and encodes 316 amino acids. NCBI's taxonomy places the organism in Eukaryota, Viridiplantae, Streptophyta, Magnoliopsida, Ranunculales, Papaveraceae.
UAUUUUAUUUAUUUUUAUUGCCGAUCGAGAUAGGGAAUCAUAAAAUUCUGAAUUUCUUCUUUCUUCUUUCUUCAACUCUCUAAUCGUAUCCUCCAAUACAACCCAAUUUCCAGCGCUUAAAAUUUCUAGGGUUUUCAAUAAUUAAAUCUUUGCUUCGUGAUGGUUUUAUCACAGAAGCUCCAUGAAGCCUUUAAAGGUGCAGUAGAGAGGGUUACAGGACCUCGUACUGUUUCAGCAUUCAAAGAAAAGGGAGUUCUUAGCGUUAGUGAAUUUAUACUUGCUGGUGAUAAUCUUGUAUCAAAGUGUCCUACUUGGUCAUGGGAAUCUGGUGAGCCAAGUAAGCGUAAACCGUACUUACCACCUGGAAAACAAUACCUGAUCACUAGAAACGUGCCUUGCUUAAGAAGGGCUGCGUCUAUAGAGGAAGAAUACGAAGCAGCAGGAGGUGAAGUUCUACUUGAAGAUGAAGAUAAUGAUGGCUGGCUGGCAACCCAUGGAAAUCCAAAAGAAACAAAGAGCAGUGAUGAGGAAAACUUGCCCUCAAUGGAGAAUCUGGAAAUAAGCAAGAAAAACAAGACUAUUCAGUCGAUCUCCUCAUACUUCGGUGCUGGGGAGGAAGAAGAAGAUAUACCAGAUAUGGAAGAAUAUGAAGACCCUGAUAACCUUAUCGAGACAGAUGCAGCAACUCUUCAAUCCAAUUAUCUUGUAGCUCAAGAACCGGAUGAUGACAAUAUUUUAAGGACUCGAACCUAUGAUGUUAGUAUCACGUAUGACCAAUAUUUUCAAACUCCUCGGGUGUGGCUCACUGGGUAUGAUGAGUCAAGGAUGCUUUUACAGCCAGAGCUCGUACUUGAAGAUGUUAGUCAAGAUCAUGCUCGCAAAACGGUAACUAUUGAGGACCAUCCUCAUCUGUCCGGGAAGCAUGCAUCCGUACAUCCUUGCCGCCAUUCGGCUGUGAUGAAAAAAAUCAUUGACGUGCUAAUGUCUCGAGGAGUUGAGCCUGAAGUUGACAAGUACCUCUUUCUGUUCCUAAAAUUUGUGGCUUCUGUGAUUCCAACUAUUGAAUAUGACUACACGAUGGACUUUGAUCUUGGGAGCAGCAGUCAUUGAUUGAGAUGAAGUGUGGAAAUGUACAGCAAUGGCUUUUGAUGUGCCUUCUUAGUCUGUUCUCUUGCACUCUGUACAUAUGAUUCUCUCACGUGUCAAUUACAACACCACAAUGAAGUCUUCUCCCAGCAGUGAUAUCUAUUCGAAGCAGUACUCAAUUUGAUCAAUCAUAGGGUUGUGCAGGUAUGGUGAUGUCUGGAUGCAAACUGAAGACUGCCUUUAACUAUUCUUGUAUCAGUGGAGUUAGCAAGUUUCUUUCUCCGUUUUACUUGUUUUAUGUUCGAUGUUUACAAUAUUCUGCACCAAGGAAAGUUUAUUGUGAGUGUUCUCGUGAUGGAUCUUUGAUACUACAUUAUGUUAAUUAUUCCCCUCUCAAUAGUGACAUCAUUUUACAGUGCAUAUCAUUUCAGAGGUUUGACAUAUCUUGGAAUGACGUCUGCAUUGUUAUGAGAACUAUCUUGUCAAUACACUCCUCCAUUUACCUUUUCAUUGUUUCAA